Sphaeramia orbicularis (orbiculate cardinalfish) is the source of this 5352-nucleotide messenger RNA. Its product is annotated as rho-associated protein kinase 2-like. Lineage: Eukaryota; Metazoa; Chordata; Actinopteri; Kurtiformes; Apogonidae. Bases 347 to 4642 code for a protein of 1431 amino acids. The record is from RefSeq and is a predicted model, not a curated record. Gene Ontology annotation, molecular function: Rho-dependent protein serine/threonine kinase activity; small GTPase binding; ATP binding. Gene Ontology annotation, cellular component: centrosome; cytoplasm; cytoskeleton. Gene Ontology annotation, biological process: smooth muscle contraction; actomyosin structure organization; peptidyl-threonine phosphorylation. The transcript is spliced from 33 exons.
UUUGGUUGCGCCUACCUGAGAGCGGACGAGGCGCACCUGAAAGUGAAGUGCGCUUUCAUUGGCCUCUUAAAAGUCCUCCCGGUAUUAACUUUCUUUCAGAUAUUAAUGAAUCGGAUUGAGACAACGUCCUUUGGCAGAGGAUAAAUAAUUCACUUGACAACCCGGAGCGCAGUUUACUGAGGAGCUGUGACAUGAGGAGGAGUUGAACCGCGGCUGUGGAGCACUGAGCCGCCCGCCUGCGUCCUGACGCACGCCCAAAACAACAGCUCCACAGGUGGUGGUUUUGUUUUUUGUACUUAAAAAAAAAAAUUUAUGUCAUUUUAUCUGGAUAAACUUCAGUGGAACCAUGCCUGGAGCGGAGAGCAGACUGGAAAGCCGGCUGAACAAGCUGGAAUCCCUGAUGAACAACCAACAAUCGGCACUAAACUUGGAAACCCUCCUGGACUCCAUUAAUGCACUGGCUCAUGACUUGAACUAUCCUGCCCUGAGGAAAAACAAAAACAUAGACGCAUUUCUGAACCGAUAUGAAAAGUCAGUGACCCAGCUGAGAGACCUGCAGGUGAAACUCGAUGACUUUGAUAAAGUCAAGCUGAUUGGCAGAGGAGCGUACGGGGAAGUGCAGCUGGUCCGUCAUAAGGCCUCACAGAAGGUUUACGCCAUGAAGCAGCUCAACAAGUUUGAGAUGAUCAAGAGGUCCGACUCAGCCUUCUUCUGGGAGGAGAGGCACAUCAUGGCCUUCUCCAGCAGCCCCUGGGUCGUACAGCUGUGCUGUGCUUUCCAAGAUGACCGUCACCUCUACAUGGUGAUGGAGUUCAUGCCUGGAGGAGAUCUGGUCACGCUUACCAUGAACUAUGACAUACCAGAGAAGUGGGCUCGAUUCUACACGGCUGAGGUCGUACUCGCGCUGAACGCCAUCCACUCCAUGGGCUUCAUCCACCGUGAUGUUAAACCUGAUAACAUGCUGCUGGACCAACACGGACACCUCAAACUGGCUGACUUCGGUACAUGUAUGAAGAUGGACGAGACGGGUAUGGUGCACUGUGACACCGCUGUAGGCACUCCAGACUACAUUUCCCCUGAGGUGCUCCAGUCCCAGGGAGGUGAUGGUUACUAUGGUCGGGAAUGUGACUGGUGGUCUGUAGGAGUCUUUAUUUAUGAGUUGCUGAUUGGUGAAACUCCUUUUUAUGCCGAGUCCUUGGUGGGAACUUAUGGGAAAAUCAUGAACCACAAAAAUUCUCUGGCCUUCCCAGAUGAUAUAGAGAUUUCUCAGAAUGCCAAAGACCUCAUCUGUGCCUUUCUCACUGACAGGGAGGUUCGCCUGGGACGCACCGGAGUGGAUGAAAUCAAACGCCAUCCCUUCUUUAAGAACGACCAGUGGACUUUUGACAACAUCCGUGAGACUGUGGCCCCAGUUGUGCCAGAGCUCAACAGUGACAUAGACACCAGUAACUUUGAUGACAUAGAGGAUGAUAAAGGAGAUGCUGAGACUUUCCCUCCACCCAGAGCCUUUGUGGGCAACCAGCUACCAUUUGUCGGUUUCACAUAUUUCAAGGAGGAUCAGUUGCUGAAGGGAAGUAGACACUGUAUCGAGGAGGAUUCAGAGAACCGUAAGGACGACUGUAAGGAAAAAGAGAAUCGCUCUGAGAACGCAGAGUUGCAGAAAAAAAUUCAUCAGCUGGAGGAACAGUUCAACCAUGAGAUGCAGGCCAAGGAUGAGCUGGAGCAGAAGUGCAAAAAUGCCACCAACCGUUUAGACAAGUUGGUCAAAGAAUUAGACAAGGAGAUGAGUAGCAGGCAGAGAGUGGAGGCUUCGCUCAGGCAGCUGGAGCGAGAGCGAGCUCUGCUGCAGCACCAGAGCGCCGAGAACCUACGCAAGGUGGAGAUCGAGACGGACCGAAAGCGCGGCCUGGAGAACGAAUUGAACAACCUGAGGGACCAGCUGGAGGAUCUGAGGAGGAGGAACCAGAACUCCCAGAUUUCCAAUGAGAAGAACAUCCAGCUGCAGAAACAACUGGAGGAGACCAACGCUGUGCUCGAGGCUGAGCAGGAAGCGGCGGCGAGAUUGAAGAAGAGUCAGGCGGAGGCGCAGAAACAGGCUCAGAGCCUGGAGGUCGGCCUCAGGGAGAUGCAAGACAAGUGCAGCCAGUUAGAAAAUAGCAAAAUGGAGUUGGAGAAGCAGCUGAUGGGGCUUCAGUCUGAAUUGGAGGCUGAGAAGAGAGACCGUAACCUCGGGACAGAGACUAUAGCUGAUCUCCAGGGACGCAUUUCUGCUCUGGAGGAAGAGGUGAAAGAGGUGAAGUCUUCUUUCUCUAAGGUGCAAACUGAAAAGAAGCAGCUACAAGAGAAGCUGAAUGAGCUUGAGAAGGAAAAGAGCAACCAAGAGAUAGAUCUGAUGUACAAGCUGAAGUCACUCCAGCAGACUUUUGAGCAGGAGGAGAACGAACAUAAGGCCACCAAAGCCAAGCUCGCAGAUAAAAACGAAAUCUACCAGUCCAUUGAGGAGGCAAAGUCCGGGGCUUUAAAAGAGAUGGAGUGCACCCUCCAGGAGGAGCGUGGUUCAAAGCUGCAGGUAGAGGGUAAACUGUUGCAACUAGAGAAGGACUAUUCAAUGUUGGACUGUGACUACAAACAGGCCCAGCACAAACUGGAGGAGCUGCAAGGACAAAAGGACAAACUGUCUGAAGAGGUGAGGAACCUGAAUUUACGCCUGGAGCAAGAGAUUCACAAGCGAACCUUGAGCCACAAUGAUCUGAAGAUGCAGAAGCAGCAGGUGUCAGUGCUCCGCUCAUCAGAGAAACAGCUCAAACAGGAGCUCAACCACCUGCUGGACAUGAAGCAAGUCCUGGAGAAACAGAACCAGGAGCUGCGCAGGGAGAAGCAGGAGGCUGACGGCCAAAUCAAGGAACUGAAGGACCAACUGGAGGCAGAGCAGUAUUUCACAACGCUUUAUAAAACCCAGAUCCGUGAGCUGAAAGACGAACGUGAGGAGAGAAAUAAACUGUACAAAGAGCUGCAGCAACGACUGGAGCAAUACCAGGAGGAGAGGGAAUCGCUGACCUCCCAGCUAGAGGCCAGUUUGACCAAAGCGGACUCUGAGCAGCUGGCUCGCUCCAUCGCUGAGGAGCAGUACUCUGAUCUGGAAAAGGAGAAGAUCAUGAAGGAGCUGGAGAUCAAAGACAUGAUGGCGAGACACAAACAGGAGCUGGGCGAUAAGGAAGCCACCAUUAGCUCGCUGGAAGAGUCCAAUCGCACUCUAACGGUGGACGUGGCCAACCUGGCGAGUGAAAAAGAGGAGCUGAACAACCAGCUGAAAGAAAUGCAGCAGCAACUCCAGAAAGUGAAGGAGGGGGAGAAGCACAUGAACUCUCUGAAAGUGAGCUUUGAAAAGCAGCUGCAGAAUGAAAGGACGCUAAAAAUUCAGGCCGUCAAUAAACUGGCAGAGGUGAUGAACCGGAGGGAGACGGUGAGGGGAGGCCACAGAGGCAUCGACACCGAAGUCCACAGGAAAGAGAAGGAGAACAGGAAACUGCAGCUGGAACUGAGAACAGAGAAGGAGAAACUCAACAGCACCAUCAUUAAAUACCAGAAAGAGCUGUCGGAGAUGCAGGCGCUGAUAGCGGAGGAGAACCAGGUGCGUCUGGAGCUUCAGAUGGCAUUAGACAGUAAAGACAGUGACAUCGAGCAGCUUCGAUGUCAGAUCACCUCCCUCAGCGUCCACUCUCUGGACUCCACCAGCAUCAGCAGCGGCAACGACCUGGAUAUGAGCGACGGAUACCCAGACUCCAGGCUGGAGGGCUGGAUUUCACUUCCUACCAAGAACACAAAGCGGUUCGGCUGGGACAAGAAGUAUGUAGUGGUAAGCAGUCGGAAAAUCCUGUUCUACAACAGUGAGCAGGACAGAGAGCAGGCCAACCCUUUCAUGACCUUGGACAUAGAUAAACUGUUUCACGCCCGACCUGUCACUCAGACUGACGUGUACCGCGCCGACGCCAAGGAAAUACCAAGGAUAUUCCAGAUCCUGUACGACAACGAGGGCGAGAGUAAACGCGAGCAGGAGGUGGUAGUGGAGCCGGCGCCGUACAGCGAUCGCCCGUCCUACAUCAACCACAAGGGCCACGAGUUUAUCCUCACCCUGUAUCACUUCCCCUCCAGCUGUGAGGCCUGCACCCGCCCCCUGUGGCACGUCUUCAAACCCCCGCCCGCUCUGGAGUGCCGCCGCUGCCACGUCAAGUGCCACAAAGAUCACAUGGACAAGAAAGAGGAUGUUAUCGUGCCUUGCAAGGUGAAUUAUGACAUGUCUACUGCCAAAGAGCUGCUUCUGCUGGCCAACUCUCCGGAGGAGCAGCAGCGUUGGGUCAGUCACCUCCUCAAACGCAUCCCCAGGAAACACCCGACCAUGAGCCCUCCUUCUGCAGCACAACCCCAGUCCACUCCUGAACUACCGCCUCGCUCCUCUCCUGGACUCUCCCCACGAGCUUCCCCCAGGAACUCCCCCCGCAUGUCCCACCGCGGAGCCAUCAAGAUCCAGCCCAGUAGACAGCAGCAGCCGUCAGGGAAGCCGAGAUUGCUUGAGUUUGGCCUGAAAGACUGGAGUUGGUCGAUGGAUGAUGUCGAUAAUGAUGAUGAUGAUAUGUUCUUCUGAGGAAGUGGGAAAAACAGGGGGGACGGAGGUUAACCCUGGCUGAUCAAAGAUGUGUUUUUCAUCUUUGUGAAUUAAUGACCGUGGUCUGGACAAAUAAAGUGCCUACAUGUGUUAUUUGUUCAGGGAAGAAGACUGAAGUACAAUUUCACCAAAAAAAUAAAAAGAAUGAAAGGAAAAAAAACACUAAUCAUGGACAUUCAGAAACAUUCACACAAACCGGCUGUUGUCAUGAGAACUGAGACUAUUUUCGUCAUUUAAACAAGAGGAAUAAGAGCACAGUCUUUAUGAUGCAGUGAGACUUCAUCACAAGCAAAAGUCCAGUAACCGCUCAUUUUGUAAUUAGCAUCCUGGACAUUUUCUGCAGUGAUUCACAUGGAUUUCUGUUUGUGAAGUGUUUAACGUGUGUGUGUGUGUGUGUACAUUUGUAUAUGGGAUUAAGCUGUCUGUCUGUGUUUCGUAGCACAGAAUGUUUAGCUCAUAGUAUGUUUUAUUUUUAUGGAUACAAAAUAUAAUUGCAGCACAUUAUGCGAUAUAUGCUUUUCCUGUAGACGUAUGAAAGCAGUUUGAAUGGAUGAUUUUACAUGGUUUUCUGGGUCUUGUUUCAUGACACAAAGCAUAAAAUAACCUGCUACAAAAUAAUGUGAACCCAAACGAUGUACUUUCCUCUCUUGCCAUUCAUGACAAAUUCAAAUAAACUCUGUUUUCCCUCA